Onthophagus taurus is the source of this 1101-nucleotide messenger RNA. RefSeq names its product pyrimidodiazepine synthase. Lineage: Eukaryota; Metazoa; Arthropoda; Insecta; Coleoptera; Scarabaeidae. Gene Ontology annotation, molecular function: glutathione dehydrogenase (ascorbate) activity; glutathione transferase activity. Gene Ontology annotation, biological process: glutathione metabolic process. Gene Ontology annotation, cellular component: cytoplasm. The record is from RefSeq and is a predicted model, not a curated record.
UUGAAAUUCAUUCGAGUGGUUCAGACGUUCAUUCAUAAAAAACUUAGAAAUAACUUUCUUAAUCCGAUCAUUUCUCAUUAAAAGUUAAUCUAAGAAAUUGAUGUAAUAAUGUCAACGAAACAUUUGUCCAAAGGAUCGCGAAUGCCAAUGGGUAAUAAAGGAAAAUUGCGAUUAUUUACGAAUAGAUUUUGUCCUUAUUGUCAACGAGUUCAGUUGGUAUUGGAUGCAAAAAAAUUACAAUAUGACGUAAUUUACGUAAACAUGCACAAUAAACCCGAUUGGUUUUAUCAAAUAAGCCCUUUAGGAAAACUACCCGCUUUAGAACUUGAAAACGGAGACGUCCUCUAUGAGAGUCUAAUAAUUGUGGAUUAUCUCGACGAAAAGUACAUUCAACAUCCAUUACAUCAUAAAGAUCCAUUAAAGAAAGCCAAGGAUAAAAUCUUAAUCGAACAAUUUAGCAAAGUUGUGAAUACCAUGUAUAACAUGUUAAUGUUAACCACAACUAAUGAUGAUAAUGAAAGUGUAAUCUCUGAUGGUUUAGAAACUUUCGAAAAAGAAUUAAAUAACCGCCAAGGACCGUUUUAUGGUGGCAUGCACCCGGGAAUGUUAGACUAUAUGAUUUGGCCAUGGUGUGAACGAGCUGAACUAUUAAAACUGUUCAGUUCAUAUUUCAGAAGUGGAGUGUUAAAUAAAAAUAAGUACAAAAAAUUGAUGGAGUGGAAAAAUAGGAUGAACGAAGACACCGCUGUUAAAAAGACAUUCAUUGAUACAGAAACCCACAUUAAAUUCGUUCAAUCUCACCGAGCUGGUAUUCCCGAAUAUGAUUUAGUUAAUAUUAGCGUUUAAAACCAUUAUUUAUUUAAACUUAAUGGUGUUAAUGGCGCUUAUUAUGAAUAUUAUUAAUUUAAUUAAUAUGUGAAUAUAUAAUGUAGGUAAUAAUAAUUCAUUUUCAUUUAUUAUUAAUACGUUAUUGAGUGUAUUUAAGUAUAUUAGGGUGUAUGGUUACUUCUUAAUCAAGAAGAAUGUGAAAUAAUUGAUUUUUUUGUCAGUUUUGGUGCAUUUAUUAUUAUUUAUCUUUAUAACAAUUAUUUUUUGGUAUUA